This is a messenger RNA of Aureobasidium pullulans EXF-150, 9261 nucleotides long. RefSeq lists its product as uncharacterized. Gene Ontology annotation, biological process: DNA repair. Lineage: Eukaryota; Fungi; Ascomycota; Dothideomycetes; Dothideales; Saccotheciaceae. Bases 309 to 9137 code for a protein of 2942 amino acids. The transcript has 5 exons. The record is from RefSeq and is a predicted model, not a curated record. Gene Ontology annotation, molecular function: protein binding; protein serine/threonine kinase activity.
GACAGACCACGGCGUGUCUUGUCUUGAUUGAUCUUGGUCUCUUCGUUAAAUGAUCUCGCGAACGAAGAGAAAGGAUCGACCUUCGAGAACACACCACCAAUUUGACGUGUUGCUGACCAGCGCUCCAUAAAUCACCAACCGGGCUUAAGAGAUAUAUAUCCGGGCUAUCGCAACUGCCCAAAAAGUUGCCAGUCGCAUCCUAGUAACUAGAGUCUGCCAGAUUCUUGUGUCGUGAAUCUCUUUUGACUUCUAACCGAAAUCAUCACCAACACCAGAUCCAUGCCACCAACAUAAGAUUGUCAUCCAGCAUGGCGUCUGAUAUCAAUUUGGCUGAGGCUCUCGAGAGCGUUUCUUCCAAGGCAGUCAAAGAAAGGGAGGAAGGCUUGUCCAACCUUCGGCAAAUCUUGAGACACAACCAAGGAACUUCUAGGAUCGAUAAUCUGAAAGACUCGGGCUUCUUCAAGAUUUACGACUCACUCUUCGGGGUCGUCUCGGCUGAGCUUGAUACGCUCCGGGCUGUCAAAUCGGGUCUGUCGAGGAAAACAACCGUGAGCGCCACAGAAGCAAGACUUUCUAGUUGCUCUGCAACUCUACGUGUGGCAAUCGACGUUGGCAUUCGAAACAUCCGCACCAAAUCUGUCAAGGCACUCAUCGAUCACCUUCUUAGCAACUUUGACAGUUCAGAUGGUACUCUCAACACUUCACUUGCAGGCGAUUAUGCUAAGAAUCUCUCGGUCUUGUUGAGCUAUGAGUCUCACGUUGAGCAUCUGCCUAAAGAGCUAUGGAAGACAGUCAUGGAAUUCUGUCUUGAGAAGAUUCAGUCCUCCUGCAGAUCUGACAAUGGACUGGGAAAUAGCAUCUUGAGCUCACGAUCUUCUCGUUCCCACUUUGCGCCCUCUCAACCAAGUAUGAACAAGGAUAUGCUUCCUAGGCAGGCCGUGGAUGAUUUGGUCGAUGUCCUACGUUCUUUGACCAGUGUUUCUUUCGCGCCGCUUCUUGAACAAGGUCCUCGUAUUCUUACUGCCAUGACGCAAUUUGUGAACACUUCACCACACAUGUCGAAGCCUCAGGUUGACGCGCUGGUGGUCAUCAACUCGACUCUACUUCAAGUCCGCACUGAAGACAUCAAGUUGACCAAGAAGUUCACCCGCGAUGCUCUCUCCUUUACCAAAGCCCUGUGGAACACGAAGCUUGCAGCUCUCAAAGACGAGACUUUAUCGAUGCUAGUCUUGCUGCACCCUUACAUUGAGGUUCUCUCGCAGGAAAAUGAAGAAGAGUUGUUUUUCAUCGAGAUGUCAAAUCUUGUCGACGCUAUCAAGGGCGAAUAUACCAAGCGAGGGGUCAAGGAUCAACUCCAACUGAACCAAUUGACUCUCCGGCUUGCUCUAAAACAACCCUCUGAUAGCCUGCGAUGUCAAGUCUUUGCUUUGCGAGAUGGUCAAACAACCCACGAAAAUGCCUUGAGUUCGGAGCACAGUUGGACCUUGCUGAAGUUACUGUCGCUUCUGUCGGUCUGGAGCCAUUCCCAUGAUCCCCGAAAUGUCAAGAGUUCUACGCAUCCGGAUUCUGGUCCUCAGAAGCGUCAGCGUAUUACGCAAUGGUCAGAUGAGCUUAUUCGAAUGCUGUCCGAUUUCAGUAUAGCCACAAAGCUCACAGCUUUACAACUCAUAUGCUUCGUAGCUCAAUCCGUCACCAUCGAAGAAGAGGCCUUGAGCAACUUGAUUGAGAAACUGGCCACUCUCAUCACUGACGACAACGGUUCCAUCGCUUCUUGGGCCCAUCUCGCUCUGUCGAGUUGCGCUUGUCAAAUCACAGCCCGGGCAGUAAGUCUGUCCGACGCAUGGAAGCAUAUCUGGCAAAACACACUGAGAGCUGUCAGCCCUGCUCAGACUUGCAGGACAGCUUGCCACCUUCUCCACGCCAUAAUUGAGACAGGAUUGGUUGAUCGGACAGUCGUUGUCGACAACGUCGGUUCAAUGCUCUCAAGUAUCUCAACCAACGGACCAUCUGUCUUCAGUGAUUCUGUAGCGGCGUUGUUCAGUACUGUGUUGAUACGACUUCAGCGCGAGGGCACCUCUUUAUCUGGAGAAAGAGCAGAGCAGGUGUUGGCUUGGGUUUUCCGUACGUGGGCACCGAGCAACUUCCACGACAAGAUUUUUGCUUCUCAGAACACUACCAUUGAAGUUGUCGAUAUCAUGAACCUCGUCAACAGUUGUUUGGGUCUUCCCAUGGAGCAAGAGCUGCCCCAGAGCUUACCGAUCUGGGGGUCUGUUGCGCAAUCAUGGAUUUUGCACGCCCAAACUCAGGAGCUUCUUGACUUUCUAUUGCUUAGAAAGAAGAACGCCACGAUUUGUCCUCAACCUGACAGAGCCGAGAAAUUGGCAACUACCGGCUCUACUACAAACAAUGCUGUAGUUUCAUUCUUGCUCGGUCUUUGCACGACUGAAACGAAUAGCGCCAUUGAAAAGUGGGAGAAUAUGAAGGAGCAAGGUGCUGGUCACCUGGACAGGCACAUGGUUCGCGUCGUUGGCACUCUUACCAUGGUCGCACUUUGUCUUGCGAACUGUCUAGGGGCCAAGGAUACUCAUCGAACGGAGCAACUUCGUGGUGCUAAUGAUAGUCUUAUGGGGCUUCUCUUUGGCGACCUUGCGAAUCCGGCAACUGAUCAAGGCAAGGUGGACACCCUUCUUGACCUUGUCGCCCACAGACUCAUCGCUUGUCGCCACGAUGUAGCGGAUGAGUAUGACGGACGCCACGUUUGCAUGUCGAAGAUGUCUUCUUCCUUACUGACACUUCUUGAGAAGCGACGCGAGAUGACACAGUCAGAAUCCUCAAUCAAGAACAACGAGAUGAGUGACAUGGACUUUGACACUGACUUCGAGUCUCAAGUGACUUCGCACACUGCUCCGAUGAACGAAGUGCGUCCUCCAAGGAAGGUUGUUCCAAAUAACUAUAGCAUCGUCUCCCAAAGAGCUGGUGUGACCAUUUACGCAAAGCUGAUGCAAUCUUUCGAUUCGAUCGGAGAGAUUGACGACACCAUCAUGACAGAUGAACCGUCCAAAGACUUCAUAUCUCAGAUUCUCGAACUUCCGCCUCCAGAGAUCUUAGCCAGUGGACCAUUUCUUACAGCUCUACCUCGAUAUGGAAUACAACUCACUCCCAAGCAAUGUGAGCCACUUCUCGGGUUCUUCGCAGAUAACACGCUCCAGUCUUACGAGUUUGAGCGCGCAGAGACAAAUUUGGAACUACUCUUGGGUGUGAUGGAGAGUUUCGUCUAUACCUGGACAGACGCCUUGGAUCAAGAGUUCUACACGUUUGGCCUCGAUAUCUAUAAGUGGUUCACAACGACGGCCCUAAAGGUCAAGCUUCUCUCACCUUGUGUGCAGAAAAGACUUGUUCGGCUCAUUUUUCAGGUCUUGCAGAUUGAUGCAGACUAUGGACAGGCCGACAAGCUUCCGCCUGUACGUUCCACGCUUUUCAGACUGUUGCGAGAAGGCACUUUAGAAGUCAAGUAUUUCAUCGCUCAACGUCUGUCCUCUAUCUUCGAUCUCUUUUCUCUGACAGCUCACGCGGAAAUCUUCGAAGAGAUCAGAUCCAAUCUGCCUGCCGAUUUGGAGUUGACAGAGGGUUUGGCCAUCAGGAUUUUGGUCCUUGCCAAUCUAGCCGCUGGCUGGUACUCGCUACGAAGAUCGUGCAUCUACCACGUCUUCGAGACCGCAGGUAUGAUCACCGAUGUUGAGAGCUAUGCCGCGACAUGCAUUGCCACGAUAUCAGACACGCUCAAGCUCAAAUCCCCAAGAGAAGUAUUUCAGCUCUUCUCGCCUCAGCUACUGUACACUUGGCUAGAGAACCACACGGUCGAGAAAGUGCCGUUCAGGAUCUUUGGCUAUGCAAGCAUGGCGGAUUUGUUGGAACACAACAUCGACGAAAUUCAUGCUCAGCUGGCUGUCCGUGAAAAAGAAGACGAGGUUCGAUGGGUAGUGAGUACAUUAAAGUCGACAGAAGGACAGAUCUUGCGAUCAAGUUUCAGCAAGACGGUCGCCUACGCAAUCUCCUGGGAUGUCUGUGAGAAGCAAGGAUCAUCUCAGGACUCAUCACAGGUUGCUACAGCUUGUGAAUCCCGCAUUCGGACUUCCUUCAAGACCAGUGGCGAAUACUAUAUGAUGGUUCAAUCUAACCUUCCAGACAUCGUGGCUCAGAUCUUUACUUCUGUGUACCACGAGGAUGCGAUUGAAAAGUUGUUCGAGAAAAGACCUCAAUACACAUACGCCAAAGACGCUCUAUCCGCAAUGAAACGAUAUGGGUUCUUGGAUACGGAGCUUUCAGAGGCGCAGCAACCCUGUUUCAAAGGCAGGUAUCUUCUUGAUCAAUUAGAACGGGUGUGCCGCAGAACAGGCAACAAGACAUUCACAACUGUCAAGGAUGUCUUGGAUGUCCCUCACAUCACAGUCACUCUCAGAUCCAUCAUCGAUUGCAUGCAUCCCGCGUACGGUCCGCUUCAUGCUUGCCGGACUGUCAGAAAACUGCGUAUAUUCCUCGCUCUAGCUGGAGACUACGUUUUUAGUGGCUAUCCUUUGCAGACCUUGAUACGGACUCUAAAGCCAGUCAUUGUCGACCCACACUGUUCCGACGAUGCUAUGGGUGUUUUGCAAUACCUUCUCGAGCGUGGAAAGCAGUUCCUCAAGCAAGAGCUGGCCAUGAUCACCGGCACGGCUUUACUGAUACUGCUGUCGCUGAAGCAGUUCAUGACGUCCCGUCAAGACAAAACUACCCAGGAGAGUCAAUUCCGCAGUACAGUGUCGAAAAUGCAGGUAUUUCACGAUUGGCUUGUCGAGUAUCUUCUCGGCUUUCGACCCACGCUGAAAACAACACAGCAACAAGAUGCAUUCAGCUCUCUUGUUCACUCAUGCCGCGAUUUGGAGCUACCUGCAUCUUCGGGUGCAAACGAGGCUGCCAGUAUUAUGCUGAAGGGGCUUCUAGAUGACGAAGAAUCUGGCUCGCCUAUCUUAGGACCCAUGGAGCGCAGACAGGUCAUCUCAACACUUUGUCGCUACUUCCAUGUGACAGACAAGGCCGCAGCCGACAUGUUUGGUUCGGACGAGCUUUCUCUAUCCUACGCUCGUCGGGUAUGGAUAUCCACUCAGUCACUUACAGUGGCUGACGACUACCGAGCGUGGGCUGCACGGGUACUGGGCCGCGCCUAUGCAUCGACUAUCUCGUUAGACCAGAUUCAGCCAACGCAGGGAUUGAUAUCACAUCUUACUGAUGUUGGCGAAGAUGAUGAUCAGGGUCAGAAAAAGAACAAAAAUCCGAUUCAGUCCAUCAGAGCUAUUGUGACAAAGCUCAAGAACCUUCUCUCGAGCGAGGACCGAAUGCACGUUGGUGUAGCCGAGCAGAGUCUAAGAAAAAUUGCCGAUCGUUAUGCGACAUCAAGGAAUCAUGAUGGGUCUAUCGAGUUUGAGCGGAUGUUGCCAGGCCACGUCGUCGAUGCAAUCUCAAGAGUGUACUCCAAAGACACUACUGGAGCUGAAAGUAACCACAAGAUUCGUAGAGAGGAUCUCUGGCAUUCAGCGAAGCUCGACCUAACCACACCAUACGAGCUCUGGAUUCAGAAUUUGACCAUCGCCAUUUGCCGAUGGGCAAAGGACGAGCCCAUUGUUGGUCAGUUGGGAGAGUUUUUCCUUGCUGAUGUAGGAUUUUCGCAAGAGCUCUUCCCUUUCGUUGUUCAUCUUGCUCUCGGUUCUGAAAUCGAUAAAGAGCAGGUUGUGCGUACUUACCUGUCUGAGGCUUUCGUCACACACUUCAGCAAUCAUGAAGCAGAUACAGACAGGAAGUCCCGUCUCUUGUUGGAGUCACUUCUCUAUCUACUCACGCAGAAAGUCCCACAGGAGAGUACGAGAAUGAGCCGUCUUGAAUGGCUGGAACUGGAUUACCUCGUUGCUGCUGAGGCUGCUAACCAGUGCAAUAUGCCCACAGCAUCUUUAUAUCUCGGGGAAGUAGGAUCAGUUCCAGAGUCCGACUCGCGACCGUCGCGGAGAUCUUCCGUGGGCCCCACUACUGCCAAAGUCCCUUCCAACGAGCUCCUCCUGUCUAUCUACAGUCGUGUGGACGAUCCUGACUCCUUCUAUGGCGUCAAACAACCACCCUCUCUGGAGUCAGUCCUUGCACGUGUCCAUCACGAAGGAGACGGACUCAAGGGCUUGAUGCUGCAUUCCGCUCGAAUGGAUGCAUCCAUGCGAAGAUUCGGACAUCCUCACGAAUCAGAUUCUUUCGGUUUGAUUGGCUCUGUUGGUGUCAUGAAUCUGAGCAGUCUCACUCAUGAUUUGCUCAAUCGCAAAGGAGGCAAUCAGUCUACUGCGUCCACAACAGAUACGAUGCUCGAUGCUGCCCGAAAGCUAGAGCAGUGGGAUGUCUCUCCUCCUCAGAAAAACAGUUCACCCGCAAGCACACUAUAUAGUGUAUUCCGUGGUAUUUCUGGCGCUACAAGCCUCGAAUCCGUUCAGGUCGACCUCAACGAAGCUCUAGGAUCAUCUAUCGAGCGUCUGCAGGAUACACGUCUCGAUGCUGCUUCGGUACGCGCCACGUUGUCGGGCAUUGCUGUUUUGAACGAGAUUGAUGAGUUGACCACGGUGAGAUGUUCGUCUGAUCUCACCAAACUCUGGGAGCGAAUGCAAACCAGGCAGAGGGGAUGGGAUAUCGGGCGUUUUAAUGAUGCCCAAAGCAUUGUCUCCUGCCGCGAAACUCUGUUCAGUCUGCUGAGUCGGAACAACAAUCUUCGCGAGGCUCUUCAUGUUAGCAUUCGUGAUUGUCGUGCGAUAGAAGCUCGAUCAGUCAUCAGCUCUUCACAAUUCAGCAGGAGGAACGACUUGAUUCAGCAAUCUUUGACUGCGGCCACCUAUCUCUCACAGCUUGUGCCACUUUGCCAGGAGAUUGAUGUCAAUAUGGACGCGGCCGCUCACUUUGAGGUGGCCACAACGUUGUGGAGACAAGGCGAGAUCUCAACAUCGGUGCAGAUGUUGCAGGAGCUUUGUUCUCGGACGGACCUGCUGAAACAGUCCAUCCAGGUUGGUCGUGCGGGAAUGUUGGCUCAACUAGGUCACGAGGUUGCGGACGCCCGUCUUGAGAAGCCUGGAGAAGUCAUUGCGAAUUAUCUUAGACCAGCGAUUGAGCAGCUUGACAAAGCAACCUCCGGCUCCGAGGCUGGAAAGGUCUAUCAUGAGUUCGCCUCUUUUUGCGAUCAGCAACUCCAGGAUCCCGGCAACCUGGAAGAUUUCCAACGACUGGCAAAACUCAGAGAGCGCAAACUUGGUGAAUAUCGACAAUACGAUAAACUCAUUAAGGGAGCCACAGACAAAGACCGUAAGAGAGAACUAACCCGACAACAAAGGGUUGUGCAAUCUUGGUAUCAACUCGACGACGAAGAGUUCCAGAAGAUGAGACGUAGUCGUGACGACUUUGUCCGUCAAAGUCUGCAAAACUAUUUGCGGGCUCUAAUAGUGUCCGACGAGUUCAACUCUUCUGUUGUUCGCUUCUUUGCUCUAUGGCUGGAGCACUCCGACUCUGAGACAGCCAACACAGUUGUGCAGAAGACCCUCCCAAACGUCCCCAGCUGGAAGUUCGUUGGCCUCAUGAAUCAACAGACGUCGCGCUUGCAAAACGACUCGAGUGUCUUCCAGCAGUCUCUGGCCAAUAUCAUCACCCGUAUCUGCACCGAUCAUCCUUAUCAUGGCAUUCACUACAUAUUCACGACGUGCUAUUCGUCCAUUGUGGAGUCCGAGCAAGCCGCAAGAUCCAGACGUGAUGCCGCCACGAAGAUUGCCAACGACUUAGGCAACGACAAAAAAGUGGCCGAAACGUUACGCAGAAGCUUCAAAGUAAGCCACGCAUAUCACGACCUUGCGGACGAAAAGCUGGAUCCAAAGGACUUCAAAGGAAAAAUCACAGUCAGCAUGGUGCCCAAAGCAAAGGCCAUGGUGAAUACAGUGGUUCCUAGGAAAGUACCGCCAGCCACAAUGUCGGUUGACCUUCGUCUUGACUGCGAUUACUCUACUGUACCAGUCGUCGCCAGAUACAGAGAUGAUAUCCGCAUUGCUAAUGGCCUGAGCGCGCCUAGGGUCAUGGUCGCAAUCGGAUCGGAUGGCAAAGAGUAUAAACAACUUUUCAAAGGUGGCAACGACGACCUCAGACAGGACGCGAUCAUGGAACAAGUCUUCGGUGAAGUCAGCAAGAUGCUGCAGACUCACAAGAACUCCCGUCAACGCGGCCUGCACGUCCGUACGUACAAGGUCUUGCCGCUCACCUCGACCUCGGGCAUCAUCGAGUUCGUUCCACACUCCAUGCCAUUGGGUGAAUACUUGGUUCCAGCACAUCAAAAGUAUCAUCCCACCGACUUGACACAGAAUAAGGCACGUGAAAAGAUAGGUGGCGUCCAGACUAUGCAAAAGGACACGCGCAUCAAGGCAUACCGUGAAGUCGCAGCCAGAUACCAACCAGUGCUGCGCCACUUCUUCUUCGAACGCUUCCAAGACCCAGACGACUGGUUCCAGAAGCGACUCAACUAUACGCGCAGUACAGCCACCAUCUCAAUCCUAGGCUGGAUCCUCGGUCUUGGCGAUCGUCACUGUCACAACAUCCUACUUGACGAACAAAGUGGUGAAGCCAUCCAUAUUGAUUUGGGUGUGGCCUUCGAAGCUGGUCGUGUACUUCCUAUUCCCGAGGUGGUCCCCUUCCGCCUCACUCGCGACAUCGUUGAUGCCAUGGGUGUAACGAAAACCGAGGGCGUGUUCCGCCGUUGCUGCGAAUUCAGCAUGGAUGCCCUUCGCGCAGAAAAAGAUGCCAUCAUGACUCUUCUCAACGUCCUCCGCUACGAUCCUCUGUACUCCUGGACGGUAUCUCCACUCAAAGCUCGCAGAAUGCAAGACCCGAGUCGUGAUGGCGAUGACGGAGGUAAUGGGCUAGGAAGUGCCAGCAAGAGGCCUGAAGACGAAGCUGGAGAGGCAGCGAGAGCCCUGGCGAUUGUGGAGAAGAAGUUGAGUAAGAGUUUAAGUACCGCUGCUACGGUCAACGAAUUGAUCCAGCAGGCGAGUGAUGAGAAGAACUUGGCGGUGUUGUUUGCCGGAUGGGCUGCUUAUUGCUAAGAUGGUGAUGGGUGUAGAUGUACAGAAGCAUAAAGGUACAGUCGCUGUUCUUGCUCUAUAUGGCCUCUACAUACUCAGGAGGUCCACUACUGUCGAUACAUUGUAUACAAAUCAAAGUAUCUCU